AUGCCAAAAAAACGAGUACGAAAUUUAAAUCCGAAUCCGGAAAGACCGUGAGUGAAAGAAUCCAAUAAAAUAUGGAACAAAUUUUUUUCAAAUUUUUGUAGAAUGAUAAACAUCAAAUUGGAAGAUACACACGAUGAUGAAGCAUAUGGACUUCAACCAGGAACUGCUCCUAUUUCAAAUGUUGUUCAUCGUCAAAGAAGAAAGGAUAAUGAACUCAGUCAGCUGAUGGUAGGUGAUACAAGAUAUAAUUGUGAAGAAACCUUGAACAUCUCACAACAUUUUUAUACUGAAAGAGUACGAGUGUACUUUACUACCGUUAUAGAAAUUCUGCAUUUUUUCAAUUACUGAUCUUGUGACAUAAAAAGCUGAUGAAUGCCUGAAAAUUUUGGAAAAAAAUUCAUUUUCGGUGAAAAAAAGUGGAAGCAAACUUCUAAAGUAAUUUACUGGAAAAACUGACAGUAAUACUACUUCCAUUUUUUCCAAAAAUGAAUUUUAAUUUUUUUUUCUAGAAAAGCAUGAAUAUGAGAUAAGUUCACGUGAUAAGUCACCUGUAUCGGAAAAUCUUCAAAAAUUGGACCGAUGAUUUUUUGGGUCCAAUUCGGAACUUUUUUUUUUCAAAAAACCGUUUUCGAAAAUUACUGUAUUUCCAAGGGAAGAAGAACAAUCACUCAUUAAUAUUUAUUUAUUUGGCAAAUUUCCAAGUUUAUAAUUAUUAUCUCCAAGGGCUUUAACUGAUAAAGGACUAAUUUUUGACCAUUUAAUUAAAAAAAUGAUUUUCUGAAUUUCAGGACAGUCUAACUGGAUAUUAUACUCCGGUAACUGGAAGACGAAGUAGUAAACCUGUCAUAAUUUAUGAUGGUGGAACAAUUGGAAGUAGCAGUGACGAAGAUGAUAAAAUACGAGUUCGAAAGAAAAUUGAAGCAAUGAACAAGAAAACACAAGUAAGUUAUAUUAUUUCGAAAAAAACAAACAAACAAUAACCUCACUUGACAAAUUUUUUGUAACAACGCAACAAAGUUUUGUUCAUCUUUCUUCAUUUUACCUAUUUUUCUCUUUCUCUCACCUUCUCAUUUUUUUUAGCAACCCUUAUCAGUCGAUGUCAAUUUGACAAUGGACGCGUCCGCCGAAACGUCUGGUAUGUUUGUUAUUUACUUUUUCAUAUUUCCAAGAAAAAUAACUCAUUUUAACAACAGAUUCACAGCAAUCUUCGAAAAUCCAAAAAAAUCUGACCGAUUCGUUAUCACCAUACUUUAGUGCUAUGAAAGAGAAAAGAAGAACAGUGAAACGCGGUGAAUUUUUAUCUCUUUCUGGUGUCCGACAAAAGGCCGCAACAACAGGUGGGUGGCCUAGAAAACCGGUGGGAAUCUCGUCCCCCGCGAAAAGUAUUUUGUGUGUGUUCCCGGAUUUUUUUUUCGUGUUGUUGUGUUGUGUUGGUGUUCGUGUGUUCGCGCUUCAUCCAAUUGAUUUUUCUUUUCUCCAACUUUUUCCGCAGUUCGAAGAUUAUUUUUAGACUUGUCUUCUUCCGAAUAAAUAAUACUAUUUUCGUCGAUGCUAACAAAAACAACGUUCAUGCACACACACAGACACACUUUUGUUUUUCAUACGAAAACAACACUCUCUUUUUUUUGCUAACAAAAAUAAGCCGAAAUUCUUUUUUUUAUAGAUCAUAAUUCCGAAGGAGGCGCGACAACCGAUUCGACUGUUUCGCCCGUCGUUGUGAUGCCAGAACGACGAAAAAAUACGGCAGGAAUCGGACCAGUUGUCGGCCGACGAAGAACGCAGAAUAGCGCAAGUGCUGCGCUUUUCAGCAGUCCAGAAAAAGAGAUAAAUGAGGAUGAUGACUCUUUUCAACAACGCGUCAAACGUCCACGAACUCCGAAACAAUUAUUCUCCCCAAAAGCUGAGCGAAAAAUGAUGCAAUUACAACCAACAACAAGUCAAAAUAAUGAAUUAUCGCCUAUUUCAAGUGAUGGAGAAUAUUAUCAACAAUUGAAGGAGAAAAAGAAAAUUAGAAAAAAGAAGAGUGAAAAGCUGGGAAGUCGAAAGGAUGGAACUCUGAUUAGUGGAGGAAUUGAUGAUAAGGAAAAUAUUGUUGAUGAUGGUAGUAUCACAGUAAGUAAUUCAUUAAUAUUUUUGAGAUUGUUUCCAAACUUAUUCUCAAUAAUUUUCAGAUCAGCAGUGAACAACGUGAAAUGUUCGAGAAAAUUAGGCGAAAAGUUGCUGCUGAAAUCGAUUUAGGUGAAUCAACCUCUGGACAAUAUCAAGAAAAAGUUGACAAAGAACCACGUCUUCCUCGAGCUAUUCGAAUUGGUCGAUAUCAAAUCGAUACAUGGUAUUCGUCUCCAUUUCCAAUGGAAUAUAUUCAUGUGCCUAUUUUAUAUAUGUGUGAUUUUUGUUUGAAAUAUGUGAAGACUGAAAAUAUGAUGGUCAAUCAUUUGAGAAAAUGUAAACUUUAUCAUCCACCGGGUACUGAAAUCUAUCGUAAAGACAAUGUGAGUGUUUUCGAAGUCGAUGGAAAUUGUGCCAAAUCAUAUUGCCAAAACUUGUGUCUUCUUUCGAAAUCAUUUCUCGACCAUAAAACACUUUUCUAUGAUGUCGAACCAUUUUUAUUCUACAUUGUCACAAAAAAUGAUAGCGAAGGAUGUCAUUUUGUCGGAUAUUUCAGCAAGGUAAACAAUUUUGUUUUAUUUUUUCCAAAAACACUUAAAUAUUUUCAGGAAAAAUAUAGUCAACAAAAGUUUAACUUAUCAUGCAUAGUCACUUUACCAAGUUAUCAAAAGCAAGGUUUCGGUCGAUUCCUAAUCGAUUUCAGUUUUCUCCUAUCGAGAACUGAAAAAAUGCCCGGAACUCCAGAAAAACCACUGUCCGAUUUGGGCAGAAUUUCAUAUGCGAGUUAUUGGCGAACUGCUCUUUUUGAAUGGAUUUAUAAGAUGGAUUUGGCCAAAGAUUCGCAAUUCUCAAUUGAAGGUAAUUUUUAUUGUUAAAAUAUUUUCAAAAUUAAUAUGAAACAUAUUUCGAAAUUCCCACACUAACCUCAAGAAUGUGUAUUUCCAAAUCCGUUUUUUUGCGAAAUGACGAAUUUUCAAAAUACUUAAAUUAUGACAUCAUUCUUUGGGUCACGCAAAUAUUAUUAUUAUUCUCAUUUCAAAAAUUUGCAGAUAUUUGUGAUGCAACUGGAAUUGCUAAAUUCGAUAUUGUUGAAGUUUUCGACACUCUUGGCUGGUUCAAAGUUGAAGAUGACAAUAUUGGAUUAUUUAUUGAUUAUGAAUUAGUGAAUUCACAUUGGGAAAAAGUGAAGAAGGAUAAAAGUCGGAUUUGGUUAGAUGAAAAAUGCUUAAAAGUAAGAUAUUUCUUUUGAAAAUUUGAAAAUCUAAUAUGAAUAAACAAAAAUAUCGUGUCAAAAUUUAUAGAAAAACACGAUCAUUUGAUUUUUGCAUUUUUUUACAGCCCUUUGCAGUUUUCUAAUGUUAAUAUAAAAUCUAUAUUUUUUGCAGUGGACGCCUCGAAAUUUCUCCCCAUCAAAAGAUAAUUUUCGAUCACCACUUCGUUCACCAAUCACACCAAUGAAAACACCAACAUCAGCGACGACCAAAACAAGCACACCAAGUGGAGUUUCGUUAGCUGCUGUUGGGAGUACGAUUAAAAGUGUUAGUUGUAAUGUUGCAUGAUUAUAUGUAUUUCAUUUUCAAUUUUUAUUUUUCUUUUUUUUUGUUAAAUUUUUAGUUCUGUCCGUUUCUCGUUUUGUGUGUUGCGAGGUUACGCAUGACCAAGAAAAUAUAUAUAUCGAAAAUGUAUGAAGAUUGGUUUUUACAGGGAGUUUCGACAAGUCGUCGAGCACCUGUUGGAAGAAAUCUGAAACAAAAAUUUGAAGAGGAGAAGAGAGAGAUUCUUGGUAAGUUUUUGGAAGAAAGCUUAAAUAAUUCCUAAAUUAAAUAAUUAUUCAGAAGAUUCAACGAAUAGUGAGAGUGAAAGUUCAGACGAAGAGGAUGAGAAGUUUCGGAAUCGCCGAAAAACAUGGUGCAAAGGUAAUUCAAUAUUUUUAACAAGAAUUAUUUCAAUUCAAAGUUAAUUUUUUGUAGAAUCGAUCAACAGGAAAACACGUAAACGCGAUGAUUCUCCGGAAGAUGAUACACCAAAAAGAGGAAGAAAAGAUACAGGAACAUCAUCGAAAAAAGGAGAAGAAAAACGACGAAAUACGUUGAAUGGUAACAGUGGAAAUAUCAAUGGAGAUUCGAGAUCAAAGAAAAAUCAGCGAGGAGGAAAAAUGAUAUUUGAAGAUUCGAGUGAUAAAAGUAACUCUUCGAGCACUAGUUCCGUCGAAUCUUCUGAUGAGGAUGCUGUUUAUACAACUGGAAAACCACAAAAAGGAAAAACAUCAAGACCUCAAAAAAAUCAGCGCAAAAAACAUGUUCCACCUCAAAAAGGUGGAAAUAGAACUCAGAAUCAAAAACCAAUCCAUAAUCCUGGCAAAGUUUUUCCAAACAAUUGUGCAAAACAAUCAGCUUGUGAAUCAACAAAAAUUAAAAAUGAUCCGAUAAUUGAAGGAGCAUCUGAAACAAAUAUCGGAGAAAAGCUAGAGAAAACUGAAAAUGAGCAAGAAGCUGAAGAAGUUGCUGGUGCGGCUGUAACUGUGAAUGAUACUGGACCUUCUCAUCAAGGAAAUUAUGAAGAAGAUGAGAAAGAUUCGACAUUUAUUGUUCAUCCAAGUACAACAACAACAACUACAGAUGAUAGUGAUAAUAGUGGAGGAGAAAGUGAUGAAGAGAAAAAACGAGAUUGUCAAAUUGACACUAGAUUUGAUCGAAUGACACCACUUUCAACAACAACUGAUAAUUCAGCAAUAAGUAGUCGAGCUGAAACACCAAGACCAAUUGGAGAUCAACCAAUUGGAGAUGAUAUGAUUAAUAUGGGCUUCGAGCCAGAUGAUGAUGAUCAGACAUCUCGAUUUGGUGCGCCUGAAGAAAACGAUGGUCCACCAGCACUCGAUCUUUGUCCAGCUGCGCCACUUCCAAUUGGAGAUGAUGAUAAUCCACCAAUGUUGAAUAUUGUUCCGGAAAAUCAACAAAGAAAUUCACUUUCUCUCGAUGUUUCACAUUCGAUUCAAGAGCCCGACGGAUAUUCAACAGAAGACGAAGCUCCACCACAAUUAUCACCAAAUUUCGGAAAAACCGAGCAAGAUGAGUUGAGUGAAAAAGAGAAGAUGUUGGAGGCGAUGGAUCGACCACCAAUGGCUCCGGUUGCGGCUGGAAUUGAGAUUGAUGAGGACGAAAAAUUGUAUCAACAACAUAGUGCAAAUGCACAAGUUGGAAUUGGUUAGUUUAAUUUUUUUUUUCGAAAUAAUUUUCACGUGACUAACCUUUCACGUUAAUUUUGUUUUUUUUUUCAUUUUAAAAAUUGAAUAUUUUAUUUUUUAGGAUCUGUUGGAGCACCUGGUUCGAAUCAAAUGAUGAUGCAACCACCGAUGUCGAACAACAUGAUGACACCAACUUCGCAACAUCCAUAUUCUCAAGGACCUGGGUAAGUAGUGGGAUGGUUUUUAGAAAUAUAAAUCUAGAUAACUUAGAGCUUCUUCUGAACUUUGACAAAUUAAUUUCCAAGUUCUGACCUUCAAAAUUGGUAUUUUUCGUUUAGAUUUUGGCAGUACCAAAUUAAUUCCGACCAAUUUUUUAAAAUUUUUCAAAAAAUUAUCUUUUCUAAACAGUUUUUUUUUAAAUAUAAUGAGAUUCAGGGGAAAAUAUAAGAAACUGAAUUUUUAAAAAAUAAUAAUUUGGUCCCUGCCUGGUUCACCAAAUAUCAUACAUAAAAUGGGUCCCCAGAAUCGGGGUGAGGGGCUUAACUUUUUUCAAAAAUCUGAAGGGAAGGGUGCCUAACUUAGCCAAUUUUCUGCUGAUAAUUUACCAAAAUUCCCAGAUUUGUCCAAAAUUCGCUCAAAAAUGUGAGGAAGGUGUAUACCUUUGGAAAAUUUUCAAGAAGGAUCUCUAACUUUGAAAACUGACGCAGGGGACCUAUUUUAUGUAUGCCAAAUAUUUUUUCUAAGUUUUCUCAUUUUUCAGAUCGAUGCAACAAGCAACGCCUGGAAGUGGCGGGGUUCCAUCGUGCAAUCCAAUGUACAAUCAAAGUACACCCGAACAACAAUCUCAACAAAAUCAACAAACAUUCAUGAGUCCAUCAAUGCAAGGAAUGCCCUCUUCAGUCUCAUCAGUUCAUUCGGUUCAUAAUUCUUCGAUGGAAAUGCCUGGACCAUCUCAACCUUCGCAAGUUCAACAGGUUCCACAACAACAACAACAACAGUAUGUUCAACAAAAUGAUAUGAUGCAAAAUGGUCCAUCAACAUCGAUGGCACAAUUUGGAAGUCCUCAAAAUGUGCAGCAACCUGUUUCACAGCCAGUUGUUACGCAACAUCAACAGCAACAGGUUCAACAAAUUCAGCAACAUAGAAAUAGCGGAGGAAGAGAAUCAUCGAGUAGUAGAAAGCAAAGACAGGCUCAACAACAGGCUCAACAACAAGCUCAACAUCAGCAACAAUUACAGCAGCAACAACAUAUGCAGCAAAUGCAGCAACAUAUGAAUAUGCAAUUUCAUGGUUAUCCUCCCGGUUAUUCAAAUUAUCCGUAUCCACCAUUUGACGCUUUCAAUUAUCAAUAUUGGCCAGGUCAAAUGUUUCCACAAUAUUAUACUCAACCUGGAAGAAUGCCAACAACUACAGCAGCGACAGCAAAUCAAGCAUGGCCAGCUUAUCAAAAUGGAGCCGUCGCUGCUCAAGGAUCAAAUGCGAAUCCUACAGGAGCAGUCGCAGCCGCUGGAGUUCCACCCCAUCAAUUUCCGCCAAAUCCAGCUGCUGGACCAUUUCCCGGAUUUCCGCCCGAUCUCUACUCAAAUUUUUAUAUGAAAAAUGGAUAG
Messenger RNA from Caenorhabditis angaria, 6900 nucleotides. The record is from the annotation of a GenBank genome assembly. NCBI's taxonomy places the organism in Eukaryota, Metazoa, Nematoda, Chromadorea, Rhabditida, Rhabditidae.